This is a messenger RNA of Neoarthrinium moseri, 336 nucleotides long. RefSeq lists its product as uncharacterized. The record is from RefSeq and is a predicted model, not a curated record. Lineage: Eukaryota; Fungi; Ascomycota; Sordariomycetes; Amphisphaeriales; Apiosporaceae. The coding region runs from base 1 to 336 and encodes 111 amino acids. The transcript has a single exon.
AUGCUGAUACUCUUGUUCUUCCUCACAUUCAGCCCGACGGCGCUCGCCUUGAUCACGGUCACCAUCACACACACGACCACGGUCCAGGCCUCCGUGCCAGCGACGGCCGAGGCGGCGCCACCUCCACCGCCAACCCCUGCAACAACGGCUCCGGUGACUCCUGCCCCAAACCCAACAACGUUGGCAACGUCCUUCACAAAGCACUGCGACUUGAGCUACUGCAGUAAUGGGUCCAUCUGGUGCCACUACUGGGCCGGCGUCACGGGCUGGGACAUCUCGCGAGGACCGCUGCCUGGCGAGACGGUGACGCAUCUGGGGUCAUGCACGGCAGGCUGA